Fonsecaea multimorphosa CBS 102226 is the source of this 276-nucleotide messenger RNA. RefSeq lists its product as uncharacterized. NCBI's taxonomy places the organism in Eukaryota, Fungi, Ascomycota, Eurotiomycetes, Chaetothyriales, Herpotrichiellaceae. The transcript has a single exon. The coding region runs from base 1 to 276 and encodes 91 amino acids. The record is from RefSeq and is a predicted model, not a curated record.
AUGUCGCCAUUACCUACCGGAUUCGAUUCAGCGUUCGGCUACGGCGUUUCGAGCAACACCAUUCUGGAAGAUGAGACAGUUGGGGUCGAGCAGCAGCAUGAAAGGCCGGUCGAGAGUGAUAAUGCCAGCAACGCAGAACAUCAAGAUCGAGUUGAAUAUGUUGCCCGUCGGUUGGCAGAUGACCUUAUCAAGUUUCGAGGCUGCUGCUCCGAUUGCCAUGCUCAAAGAAAGGAGGAGCACAAUGAACAAUUCGAGCAUCAUGUCAGCCUGGCCUAG